AUGAAAGCCAUCCAGCUAAUUCGACAUGAUAUCGGUGCACUUGCACCAGACGUUGGUGUAAUUUUGACCGAGACCGAUACUCCCGUACCAGGUCCCGGAAAUUUGCUGGUCAAAAUUCGGGCUUCGGCUAUUCAGCCAAGCGAUAUACUCAAUGCUACCGGUGGAUUCCCUUACACCACGUUUCCCAGAGUUCCUGGUCGGGACUACGCUGGCAUCAUAGUUUCGGGACCCAGAGCAGGUGAGGAUGUCUACGGUACCAGUGGGUCCACUCACGCAUUUACUUGCGACGGCUUCCAUGCCGAAUAUUGCGUAGUUUCCGAGGACGCAGUGGCCAGAAAGCCCAGAAACAUGUCGUAUGCACAGGCAGCGUGCAUCGGGGUUCCCUUCACCACGGCAAAAUGGGCUUUGCGCAAAGCGUGUCCUAAAGGCUCCGAAACUGUGCUGAUCAUUGGAGCAUUUGGGUCUGUCGGUUCAGCUGCGGUUCAAUUGGCCAAAACUAUCGGGUGUCGAGUGCUAACAGCUGGCCGUAAUGACGUUGCAGACAUUAACACGACAAAAGAUACCACACUCGCAGGCAUUGAGUCUUUGACACUGGGCCGUGGAAUUGACGUCGUUAUCGACACUGUAGGAAUUCCAACAUUGACCCAAGCAGCCGUUCAAAAACUGACGCAUGGCGGAAGAAUUGCAAUAAUCGCUGCACAUGGAGAAGCGAACCUCGAUGUAAAUAUGAAGGACUUCUAUCGCCAAGAAAAGACCCUCAUCGGCUGCAACUCCCUCUCCUAUAGCGUUCAGAGCAUGGCUCAAGAAAUGGCAGAUUUGACAGCGGAGUUUGAAAAUGGAAGAUUAGCUCCUCCACGCGAGGAGCUCUGGUCAGCCGUAAGUUUGGAAGAAGCAGUUGAUAUUUACAAAGAAGGAAAACGGAGUGCAGGGAAGUUUGUCAUUACGAUGGGGUAG
Lachancea meyersii CBS 8951 is the source of this 954-nucleotide messenger RNA. Lineage: Eukaryota; Fungi; Ascomycota; Saccharomycetes; Saccharomycetales; Saccharomycetaceae. The record is from the annotation of a GenBank genome assembly.